Molecule: messenger RNA, 1534 nt
Organism: Neurospora tetrasperma FGSC 2508
Lineage: Eukaryota; Fungi; Ascomycota; Sordariomycetes; Sordariales; Sordariaceae
Exons: 2
Coding region: 85-1203 (372 amino acids)
Biological process (GO): steroid biosynthetic process
Molecular function (GO): 3-beta-hydroxy-Delta5-steroid dehydrogenase (NAD+) activity
Source: RefSeq, a predicted model, not a curated record
CUCCUUCAGUCCAUCUUUCCUGCCUUUCUCCCAACGCUCCAAUCCAUUGCUCUUCCCUUGUCGAUACCCCGCAUACAUCCCACGAUGGCCUCAGAAAAGAAGCCGGAGCUUGGCUCCGUCAUGGUGAUUGGCGGCUGUGGCUUCCUCGGUCACCACGUUGUCCGCGUGCUCCUCCGCGACUACAUCUGCUCCGUUUCCGUUAUCGACCUACGCUGCACGCGGAACCGGCGACCCGAGUCGGAUGGCGUCCAAUACUUCGAGGCCGACAUCACCGACGCCGCCAAGCUCGAAACCAUCUUCAACCAGGUCAAGCCCCAGGUCGUCAUCCACACCGCGUCGCCUGCCGCCCAGUCCAACGAUAGCGUCUCCCAUGCGCUGUUCAAGAAGGUCAACGUCGACGGCACCGCCGCCAUCAUCAAGGCGUGUCAGCAGACGGGCGUUACCGCCCUCGUUUACACCAGUUCCGCCAGUGUGAUGAGUGAUAACAAGUCCGACCUCAUCAAUGCGGACGAACGCUGGCCCGUCAUCCGCGGAGCCCAGCAGAGCGAGUACUAUUCGGAGACAAAGGCCGCCGCCGAAGAACUGGUCCUCCAGGCCAACCGUUCCGCCGCCGCCCCUUCCCUGCUCACCUGCUCCAUCCGUCCCUCAGGCAUCAUGGGCGAAGGCGACACCAUGACGCUGUACCACCUAAUCAAGCUGUACCAGAACGGCAAGACCUCCGUUCAAGUCGGCGACAAUGACAACCUCUUCGACUUCACCUACGUCGAGAACGUAGCGCACGGUCACUUGUUAGCCGCCGUCGCCCUCCUCCAAACGUCCAAGCUCAAGAUCGCCCCACUAGACCAUGAGCGCGUCGACGGCGAGGCCUUCAUCAUCACCAAUGACUCGCCCGUGUACUUUUGGGAUUUCUGCCGGGCUGUGUGGAACGCUGCGGGAUCUCCCCAUGGGACUGAGCACGUGUGGGUUUUGCCGCGCGAUGUUGGUAUUGUGCUGGGCUUUUUGUCGGAAGUCUUCUUUGGGAUCAUUCGCAAGCCGCCGACAUUUAAUAGGCAGCGCAUCAUUUAUAGCUGCAUGACGAGGUACUACGACAUUUCUAAGGCUAAGAAGCGGUUGGGAUAUAAGCCGCUGGUGCCGUUGGAUGAGGCGGUGAAGAGGUCGGUCAAGUGGACGCUGGAGCAGCAGAAGGGGGAGAAGUUGCAAUAGGUGUAGCAGGCCUUGGAUGUGGAAGGGAUAAAGGGUGUGGUGGUGGUGGUGAAAGAAGCAAAUAUCGACGGAAGGCAUGAUAACUGUAUAUGAAACAUUGGACAAGCGCUGAUGGGGCGAAAUAAGUCGGGCCUUGCGUGCUGGAACGCGCCGUACUAUCUGUCCCGCCGUAUAAUAAUAUCUAAUGACGACAUUUGAAUGAUGGACGACUAGGCAUGCCUCUUUCAAGACAUGUUGGCUGGGUGGAUGAAGGGGUGAGCUGGACAUUGAUCCACGGACAGAUGCUAAACAUGUCAUACGAAGCUACGAAUUCCUUCAACAAAGCCCACAC